AUGUAUGAUAAAACAAGCCAUGAAGGUGCCUUGUGGGAGAACUUAUUGUGGGCUGUAAUAAAUCCGAACAAGUCAUUGAUGAACAAUCAGGAUAACAAGCCACUAGGAUCAGAUUCAAAUAUUGACCAAACACCACAACAAGCUGAGGAACUGAUAAUGGGCAGCCAGGAGGAGGAAAGGGAAGAAGGAAUAUACAAGAAACAUAAGGGAAACAAUGAAGCGCAAGACGAAAAAGUUGGUGUUGGUGGUGGUGGUGGUGGUGGAGAUGAAUUAGAAGAUCAAGAGGCAAUUACACAUAUGUUGAUGGAGAGACAGAGGAGGAGGAAAAUGAAAGACAUGUUCUCUGAGCUUCAUGUUUUGCUUUACGGUCCUCACCCCGCUAAGGCAGACAAAUCCACAAUCAUUGAUGAAGCAGUGAGUAAAAUCAAAUCCUUGGAGGAAGAAAUCAAAAUCAAAGAAAAACAAAAGGAAGAAAGUCUCAAACAGAAGAAUCAAACUGCUUCCAAUACUAAUAUUUCCAGAGAGGCAUUUCUAGCUAAUCAAGUAGCUUCUACUCCUAUUACUAGUAUCGAUGUGGGAGCUGUGACAGGAACUGGUUCGUCUUCUUCUUAUUCUAAUGGUCCUAUAAUGUUCCAGACAUGGAAUUUCAUGAAUGUGGUUUUGAGCAUUUGUGGGAAUGAAGCACAAUACUUUGUUUGCUCAUCAAAGAAGCAAUUAGGACUAAUGAGUUCGAUCAUCUUUGUGUUUGAGAAGUAUGGAGUUGAUGUCAUCUCUGCUAAUUUGUCUACUCAUGGUAACAAGAGGACUUACACCUUUCAAGCACGCCUGACUGGAAUAUCUCACAAAGUUGGAAAUUCUCUUCCGGUAGUUGUGGAAUUAUUCAAGCAAGCAGCUAGGGAGCUAAGCUUUCUUGUGUGUUCAGAGUAA
Molecule: messenger RNA, 927 nt
Organism: Tripterygium wilfordii
Lineage: Eukaryota; Viridiplantae; Streptophyta; Magnoliopsida; Celastrales; Celastraceae
Product: transcription factor bHLH95-like
Exons: 3
Coding region: 1-927 (308 amino acids)
Biological process (GO): endosperm development; regulation of DNA-templated transcription
Molecular function (GO): DNA-binding transcription factor activity; protein dimerization activity
Source: RefSeq, a predicted model, not a curated record